AUGACACUCCCUGAAGACCCUCUAAACCUCAAUCAAUACAAAACAACCAUAUCCCAACCAAAAAAGAACUGGGUCCCAUCUUUCAAUGACGACAAGGAAAAACUCACCGGCUUCUACAAAGAACAAAAUGAAAUGAUCGAGGGAUUCCUCACCGCUGGCGAGGAAGAGCGCCUCAAAGCCGAAGACGAAGCCCAAAACGGCGGCAAAGUAAAGCUCGCCGUGCGCGCCAGCUUCACAGUCAACUUCUUCCUUUUCGUAAUCCAACUCUACGCAGCCGUGAGCACCGGCUCUCUGGCUCUCUUCGCCACCGCCGCAGACGCCUUCAUGGACCUCGUCUCGUCUGUGGUUAUGCUCGUCACGUCACGCAUGUCCUCACGCCCAAAGCCAUACAAGUAUCCCGUUGGACGACGCCGCGUCGAAACCAUGGGAGUGAUCAUGUUCUGUGCGUUGAUGACCAUCGUGGCGGUGGAGCUGAUCAUUGAGUCGGCCAAGGCGCUUGCGGCGGGCGAGACCGAGUCUGAACAGCUGCAUAUUGUGCCGCUGAUCUGUGUUGGCGUUGCUAUCUUCUCCAAGUUCGUUAUGUUCUUGUACUGCUAUGGCCUGCGCCGGUACCCGGCUGCUCAUGUCUUUUACAUUGAUCACCGCAAUGACCUGGCUGUUAAUGGGUUUGGUUUGAUCAUGUCGAUUGUGGGUGAUCGAUUUGUCUGGUAUCUUGAUCCUGUGGGCGCGUGCUGCAUUGCGCUGCUUAUCUUGUUCUCGUGGGCGUCAACUGCGUUUGAGAAUAUGUGGUUGCUUGUGGGAAAAUGCGCCCCGCGUGAAUUCGUGAAUAAGUGUAUCUAUGUGACACUGACUCAUGAUCAGCGGAUUCAGAAGGUGGAUACGUGUCGCGCUUAUCAUUCCGGACAGCAACUCUAUGUUGAGGUUGACAUCGUCAUGGACCCUGAGACUAAGCUUCGGGAAUCUCACGAUGUAAGCCAAGCGCUGCAGCGUAAGCUGGAAGGUCUCGCGGAUGUCGAACGAGCCUUUGUGCAUGUUGAUUAUGAUUAUAUGCAUGAUGUCAACGAAGAACAUAGGCCGCUCUAUGAUGUCGGUGGAGCGAAACAUUCCAUCAGAGAUUUGGUGAAACGACUAUGGUCUAAAAAGAAGGAGCAGACAGACGGGGUUGAUGUGUGA
Molecule: messenger RNA, 1173 nt
Organism: Penicillium concentricum
Lineage: Eukaryota; Fungi; Ascomycota; Eurotiomycetes; Eurotiales; Aspergillaceae
Product: cation diffusion facilitator family transporter
Exons: 2
Coding region: 1-1173 (390 amino acids)
Biological process (GO): monoatomic cation transport; transmembrane transport
Cellular component (GO): membrane
Molecular function (GO): monoatomic cation transmembrane transporter activity
Source: RefSeq, a predicted model, not a curated record